This is a messenger RNA of Oikopleura dioica, 1740 nucleotides long. Lineage: Eukaryota; Metazoa; Chordata; Appendicularia; Copelata; Oikopleuridae. The record is from the annotation of a GenBank genome assembly.
AUGAGUCAGCAGCAGCAGGAGUAUGAAGAGGAGCCGAUUAUGGAGGAGGAGGAUGGAAACACCACCACCGUCCAGUUCAUCGCCGUCGCUCCGGAAGAGCACGAAAGAAUGGUCCGAGAAGGAGAACUGCCAGAGACGAUCCAGGGAGCGGACGUUCAAAUGACUAUAGGCGGAACUGAGGCACGGCCAGUGCGGCUAAUCGCGGUGGACAGCAACGGCAUCCCGGUGACGGAUCCGACGAUUCUGCAAGCAGCCGCCGAGCAGGCCGGAAUCAUGUUCGUUUCAAAAGACGAAAACGACCACGAAAAUCAAAUUUCCAUCGACGAAGCCAUGCAGCUGCGAAACGAGGAAAACCAACAGGUGCCUGGCUACGGGGAUCAGCAGCCCGCGGAUCCGUACGACUACCAGGCUGAGCCGGAGUAUCACGACGCAGAUAAGGGCGUCCCUCUGCGAAAUUACACCAACCAAGACGUUGUCUACGAAGAGACGACGGAUAAUGGAGGAAUUAAGCAGCAAGAAAAUAUUUAUGACUACCAAGACGUGCCGAUCCAGAACGAGCCCAAGAUCGAAAAUCACUACAAAAAGUCGCAGCAAACUACGCAAAGGACGAAGUAUCCUGGAACGAUUCAGGUCGGCGCCAACGGCGAAAAACGCAAAAUCUACCAGUGCUCAGAAUGCGCCUUCUAUUCCCACAGACAUUCCAAUUUGAUACGCCACAUGAAGAUACACACCGAUGAAAGACCCUACAAAUGGGUCAAGCCUUACAAGUGCCCAGAGGCGAACUGCGAGAUGGCCUUUGUAACAUCUGGUGAAUUGACGAGACACAGGCGGUACAAACACACCCACGAAAAACCGUUUAAAUGCACUUUGUGCGAAUACGCUUCUGUCGAAAUUUCAAAACUUCGUCGCCAUUUUAGAUCUCACACGGGCGAGCGGCCUUUUAGCUGCGACAUCUGCGGCAAAGCGUUUGCAGACAGCUUCCAUCUCAAGCGACACAAGUUCUCGCACACGGGCGAAAAGCCUUACGAGUGUCCGCACUGCAAGGCGAGAUUUACACAGCACGGCAGUCUGAAAAUGCACGUCAUGCAGCAGCACACGAAGACCGCUCCAAAGUUCGAAUGCGAAAUUUGCCACACGAUGUUGGGGCGAAAGUCCGACUUGAAUGUUCACUUGCGCAAACAACAUUCAUAUCAAGAGAUUCCCAUGCAAUGUCGCUACUGCGAAGAGGUCUUCCACGACAGAUGGUCGCUCAUGCAGCAUCAAAAGACGCACCGCUCCGGUCGCUACAGAAUCGACGAGGACGGAAACCAAAUCUUCGAUCCAGAUUACGACUCCGAAAUGGACGACAUGGAAAGCAGUCAUUCCCAGGGCGGUCUAGUCUACACGGAGGACGGUCACGUGAUCGGGCAGAACGGUUCGCCGGUAAUGGUCCAGCGCGUGCAACACCUGGACGGGCAGCAAGGAGUGCCCAUUGAAGAGCAUCAAGGGCAAAUGGCGGAGCACGAAAUGCACCAAGUCGACCCGCACCAAAUGGAGCAGCACCCCGGCCAGCACCAAGAGCAGCAGCAAAUGCACCACCACCAACAGCGGCAAGUGCAUCCAGGCGAUGCAAAGUCCGAACGCUUUGAGCAAGAGCAACAGCAUGAUCCCUUUGCUUUUGACGACGACCAAAAUAUGGGCAAUGGAGAAUACAUGCACGCUCCUCAAAUGGGCCAGUCGAUGGCGCAACCGGUGGAAUGA